AUGGAAUCCAACAACAAACCGGAUGGGCCUAUAGGGUCCAUUGAAGAGCCUGGCAUCAAAGCCGAAGGGCAGCUCAUACAUGCCAUGCGCAGGGAAGUUGCAGAAUUGCUUGGUAGACAACAAACCAGCUUCCCUGGUGCCCAACCCGUCAGUUUUGCCAGACAGCAUCUGGAUGAACUGACCAGGCAAGAUUACUACAUAUGCGAAAAGUCGGAUGGAAUUCGCUAUCUCCUCUACUUGACCGAAGACGAGAACCAAGGCGAAGCCCAUUACUUGAUUGACCGCAAGAACGAUUACUGGUACAUCACCAACAAGAGCCUCCACUUUCCCCGUGAAAAUGAUGUUAGUGCUUUUCAUACGGCAACACUUGUCGAUGGCGAACUAGUCUGGGAUAGUCUGCCCAAUGGAGAGAAGGAAGCUCGAUUUCUCGUCUUCGACUGCCUUGUGAUGGAUGGCAAUAAGCUUAUGGACCGGUCUCUUGAUAAAAGGCUUGCUUAUUUUCGAGAACGGCUAUACACGCCAUAUAAGAAGCUGUUCAAGGAUUUCCCUGACGAAGUGCAGUAUCAACCGUUUAUUGUGGAGAUGAAACCCUUCCAGCUGGGUUAUGGUAUCGACAUGAUGUUCAAACAGAUUCUACCGAACCUAAAGCAUGGCAACGACGGCCUCAUCUUCACAUGCCGGAACACGGCUUACAAACACGGCACUGACCCCCAUAUUCUUAAAUGGAAGCCCCCGGAAGAAAAUACUAUUGACUUGCGGCUUAAACUUUCGUUCCCGACCGUCGAGCCUGAUGAAUGGGAGCGCAAGGAAGGCAUUACUGAGCCGUUUGUCGAUUAUGACAGUGUACCUAAAGCAGAAUUAUUUGUCUAUAAAGGUGACGGUCCGGAAAAAUACGAGCGGUUUGACGAUCUUUUCAUCACCGAAGAGGAAUGGGAAAUAUUGAAAAGCUUGAAUGACCCUUUGAAUGACCGCAUUGUGGAGUGCAACCAGGACGACCAGAGAAGAUGGCGUCUUCUCCGCUUCAGAGAUGAUAAAAAAGAGGCAAACCACACAAGCACAGUCACAAGCGUCUUAGAGAGUAUCAAAGACCGCGUUUCGGUAAAGGAUCUCUAUGACGCCGCCGGAGUCAUCAGAGAUAGUUGGAAAGCCAGGGCAGCACGUGAAGCUCCGCGCCCACCACGAUAA
Trichoderma virens Gv29-8 is the source of this 1185-nucleotide messenger RNA. RefSeq lists its product as uncharacterized. NCBI's taxonomy places the organism in Eukaryota, Fungi, Ascomycota, Sordariomycetes, Hypocreales, Hypocreaceae. The record is from RefSeq and is a predicted model, not a curated record. Bases 1 to 1185 code for a protein of 394 amino acids. Gene Ontology annotation, molecular function: mRNA guanylyltransferase activity; ATP binding. Gene Ontology annotation, cellular component: mRNA capping enzyme complex. Gene Ontology annotation, biological process: 7-methylguanosine mRNA capping. The transcript is spliced from 2 exons.